This is a messenger RNA of Blepharisma stoltei, 2742 nucleotides long. The record is from the annotation of a GenBank genome assembly. Lineage: Eukaryota; Ciliophora; Heterotrichea; Heterotrichida; Blepharismidae.
AUGGACAAACUUAGAGAUUUGUGAUGGAAAGAAGAAAUAGAGAUUUCUUACAAGUCGCUGAUUAUCAAUUCUAUAGUCGGAAUAUUUCCUACUGCUUUAAGAGUGAUAAAAGAAAUUUUUGUUCCAGCGAAUUUUCACUGAACGGAUUUUCUGCCCUUUGCCUUGUCUAAUGUCUUUGUUUGGAUUUUAACAAUUCUUGCGUCGAAAUUGAACAGUAGCAUGAAGCUUUGUAUUUUGCUAUUAAUGGCAGAGUUUUAUAGUAUAUCUAUGAGUCUCUAUUCAAGAAAUUAUAUAUAUUACCCUUUUUUCGAAAUGCUUUCAUUUUUCCUUAAUCUCUCUAAAAAUUGAUGCCUUAUAGUAAAUUUUGUAUUAAUAAAAAACUUAUAUGGUUAACUCAUAAUAAAUUUAAAAAAUUAAAAACAUCUUUUUGAUUAAUUAGAGAAUUAGAGUCCAAUUUACAUUUUCAGUGAUAACAACAAAAAUAGGAUUUUGCUGCUCAAUACUCACCCAUAUGAUAGUUUGGCACUACUGGCUAUAUGCAGAUUUUAAGAAAUUCGUUUAUCAUACGAUUAUUUUUAUUUUUUCCUGCGGAGUAUAUUGGGUUCAUACUUCAAAAGUGUCUUUUGAGCAUUUUUCAUAUAGAAAUCAGCUUGAAAGUACUACAAAUCGCCUGAAUACAAUUACACAAUCUUUAUUUGAUGGGAUUAUUAUAAUUUCAGUUUCAGGUGAAAUCGACUUUUUUAACGAAAAAUCCUUACAAUUACUUAACACUAAUGAGGAAAAUUUGAAGAAAAUUAUCUGUAAAACACAAUAUACAAUUAAUAAAAAAAUAUCUGAUUUUAAUACAUCAAAUAGUCUAUGAGAUGAUAUCAGCUAUUUAUUAGCAAAUUCUAAUAAUCAGGAAUAUACAUUAGGAAUAACUAUUCCAUAAGCGUCUAAGUGGAUAGUUCAUAAGCCCCAACCCUCUAGGCACAUCUAGUUGGCAAGCUAACUCAGUCAGAAAAUCUGAUAUAAUUGAUCAAUUUACUUACUUAAGGUUAGCCAGCUAUCUCAAAGCCCUAAACGAUUUAUUAGUACUCUUACAGUAUACAUCAGGCUGUGAUAGCCUUGAGUGAAAAGCACGCAAUAUAACUUGAGAAGACCAUUCUGCUUUAUUUGUGUCUAUAAGAAAUGCAAACCAUAUUAUCAUGCUGGAAGAAGACAUUGCUAAAGAAAACGUCAAAAACCUGAUUUUACGCUCUGCUUCCCAUGAGCUUAAGACGCCUUUGAAUUCCAUUAUUCACUUCACUAAUGAGCUUCUUGAAAAUUUUCAUUUUAAUGAUGAAAAUAUUAACUCCCUCUGUUAACGAAAAAAGCUAUUAGAAAAAUCCCUAUUAAGGUAAAAACCCUCCGUGAGCAAAAAAAAUUUUAAUAUUAUGAAAAAAUUGAUAUAAAAGUGAUAAUUAUUAUAACGAUAUCUUUAACUUUAUUUUUAUUUAAAACAUAAAUUUUGGUAAAUUAAAUUAAUUUUUACAAAUUUGAUUUUUUUUAAAUUGUGAAAAAUUUUUUGGUUGGAGAAAUAAGAAGAUUUUGACAAUUAUCUCAGUUUCAAGCAAACUGAUGCUUUCCCUUAUAAAUGACUUGCUUGAUUAUUCGAAAAUUCUAGCAGGGGAGCUUAAAAUAAGUAAAACCUAUUGUGAUAUUAGAAGCAUUGUUGCCAAUGUUUGCAAUUUAAUUCAUUUGCAAGCUGAAAGAAAAGGAAUUUCUGUAGUAAGCAGAAUAGACCCUUCUUUGCCUGCAGAAAUUUUUACAGAUCAGAUGAGGCUAAGCCAAGUGCUUUUGAAUUUAUUAACGAAUGCAGUAAGACAUACACUAAAAGGAAAAAUUGAAAUUUCUCUAGUCAUGACCCACAAAAAUCACUUAAAAAUUUAUGUUGAGGACUCUGGGAUUGGAAUGGAAAAACCUGCAUUAGAAAAUCUUUUAGCAAGCUUAAAUUCUAUUGCGAUACAAUGAGUAAAUUUGCAAGGAAAUGGUUUUGGGCUCUAUAUUUCUAACUUAUUAAUUAAACUUUUAGGAGGAAAAGGAGUCCAAGCUAAAUCUGUUAUAGGGAAAUGCUCAAUAUUUUAUUUUCAGAUUAAUUUAAACGAGAAUGACAGUAAAAAUUGUAUCGAGUUCAAAAUGAAUCAUAAAGAAUUCAAUGAGGACGUCGUUCCAGAAAUGUCAUUGUCAAUGAAAAGCUUUAAAGAGAAACGGAGGCGAGCUGUAUUAAUAGUAAAUUAUUAUAGAAUUUUUUUAGCAGCACGACGAAGUCGUGCUUUAUCUACUUUUAAGAGUUACGCUAUUUAGUAAGGCUGAUUCUAGAGGUAUUUUCGUAUUAUUAUUUUAUUAUUAAUAGUAGAUGACACAGAGUUUAACUUGGAAAUUUUGGAAUCAAUUCUAAAAAAAUACCAAAUUUCUUAUGCAGAAGCCCGGAAUGGACAAAUCGCAGUUAAUAAAGUAGUUGAACAAGAUAGUUUAGAUAUGGGAUUUAAAGUGAUUAUUAUGGACUGCAGUAUGCCUGUUAUGAAUGGAUGAGAAGCUUCCAGGCUGAUAAAUCAUUAUUUUAAAGAAAAUAAAAUCAAAAACUUGCCAAAUAUCAUCGGAUAUUCUGCUUAUAAUUCUGAUGAAGACAGAAAACUUUGUUAUGAAAGCGGUAUGGUAGAAUUUUUGCAUAAACCUUGCUCAUCUGAAGAAUUGAUAAAAACUGUUAUAAAAUAUUUAUAA